This is a messenger RNA of Cornus florida, 620 nucleotides long. RefSeq names its product UPF0426 protein At1g28150, chloroplastic. The coding region runs from base 134 to 478 and encodes 114 amino acids. The transcript is spliced from 3 exons. NCBI's taxonomy places the organism in Eukaryota, Viridiplantae, Streptophyta, Magnoliopsida, Cornales, Cornaceae. The record is from RefSeq and is a predicted model, not a curated record.
GUUGAAUGCACAGUGGACAGUUAACACCCAUCUUCUAUGUGGUGUUCUUCAGUUGAAAUACCAUACCUACAGUACAUAUAUAGAUACAUACACACAUACAUACAUAUAUCGACAAUCGGAAAAGGAGAAGCAGAUGAUGAUGUCUGCAGUUCUAAUUUCCCCUGCAUCAUGUUCCCUAUGGAAGUUAAGAGCUGUACCAAAACAGCUCUCAUCAUCAUCAGUAUCACCAAGGCGUAAUACUCGGGUUAAGGCAUUUUUCUUUAAUCCCAAAGAUGACCCCGUUAUCAAAGAAGCUCUUAAGGAACCUGUUGCCUUCAUGGGUGGGAUGUUUGCGGGCCUUCUGAGGCUUGAUUUGAAUGAAGAUCCAUUAAAAGAUUGGGUUGCUAGGACCGUGGAAGCUUCAGGGAUGUCAGAGGAAGACAUUGAUGCUGAAGGGUCAAAAGCAGAAGAUAUCCCACAACAGAUUGAGAUUGAAUGACAGUUGUUUUUGUUGUUUCCUUUUCUGUAUCUUGUACCUGUCUUAAUAUUUGUUUGCACAAAUAGACGGUGGUUAUUAAUGUGGCCUGGUAAUGUAUUGUAUAAACUACAUAUCUUAUGACAGAAAUAGUGGAGUUGGUCUA